AUGUUACAGGAUCACAUUCAUGUUUGCUUGUCGACAGGCAUGAAAAUGACUAUGUCCACAACUGCGACGAUGAGCGCGCGAGUGCACAGGAAAGUGAUUAAUAAGCGCGUGCACCCGGGAAAAUCUACGCUUUCCGGAAAGAUGCUGCACGCUGGCAAGAUGGCGCACCCGGGGAAGAACGCAAACAACCCGGGCAAGUUUGCGCACCUUGGCAAAUUCGGGAAACUAGCGCACUACGCACACACACACUCAUUGCGACCACCGGAGCCGUGUGAAAACAGUAACGAUAGCGGGCUCGGUCCGGACCCCGUCAACAGAUGUACUGAAACAGUGGAGGAGUGGGAACACAGUGAAAGGAAAAGACGGCGCGGGAACGAGCCGCCGGUAAAGAUAGAGUGCGACGACGCUAACGACGCGUAUCCGUUAGCGCUCGUUGGCGCACCCGCGCAUGCGCCUGUUAGUGCGCCCGCGCCCGCUCCCGCGCCCGCUCCGCUCGACACAGCGACCGCUCUACUACCCGCCCCCGUGAUAAGAGCCGGCUGUAGUAUAUCUAGUCCAAAUAUUGCUGAGAAUCCAGGGAAACGCUUCCAGGACCCUUCGUACAGGUCCUGCGGGAAGCUGGGGAGCAGUGGAAAACUCUCAGGAAAGUACUCGGGCGGCGGAAAGCUGGCUGGAGUAGGUGGCAAGUUGGGUGGGAAGUUGGGAGGAAAGCUGGGGGGGAAGUACGGUGGCAAGCUGGCACAGGCGCUGGCCAGGCGGAGAGCGCUGGCUGCGAUGUCGCAGUCGGGAGCGCCGGGCCUCGCAGCGCCACUCUCCAACCGGUCGAGGGACGGGAGGGUGGAGCUACAGAUACUCUGCCAGCCAGAGACGCAACAUCGAGCGAGAUAUCAGACUGAGGGAAGCCGGGGCGCCGUGAAAGACAACUCCGGCAACGGGUUCCCAAUCGUGAAAUUGGUGGGCUAUGAUAAACCUGCCGUUUUACAGGUGUUCAUCGGCACAGACACGGGUCGCGUGGCGCCGCAUAUGUUCUACCAGGCGUGCCGCGUCUCCGGGAAAAACUCCACGCCGUGCAAGGAACGCAAGGAGGACGGCACCGUCAUAAUCGAAAUAGACCUGGAGCCCGCGAAGAACUGGCAGGUCACCUGCGAUUGCGUUGGCAUACUCAAGGAGCGUAACGUGGACGUCGAGCACCGGUUCGGGGAUGCGCUAGGCGGUGGCGGGGGUGUGGGGGGGUUUGGGGGGCGUGGGAGGGCACGCCGCGCGCGGCAAGAAGAAGUCGACGCGCUGCCGCAUGGUAUUAUAUGCACUCAACCUCCAGGCGUUCCAGAAGUUUGUCGCAAGUCGCUAGUUUCAUGUCCUGCAACCGGUGGCUUGGAGCUGUAUCUUUUGGGAAAGAAUUUCCUAAAGGAGACUCGGGUGGUCUUCUGUCAGCGACAGGACGGCCGAACCACUUGGGAGGAGGAGGUCGUACCCGAUAAAGAGUUCCUACAACAGACGCACCUCGUGUGCUGCGUGCCGGCGUACUGCCGGGCGGACGUCGCGGAGACGGUGACGGUGCAGCUGUUCGUGCGGUCGGGCGGCAAGGCGUCGGAGCCGCACACGUUCUACUACACGCCGACCGCGCUCGACACCGGCCCGCUGCACUGCACGCGCCACCACGCCGCAGGAGCGUCAGCGGGAGCGGGAGCGGUGGCGUGCGCGGGCGCGGAGGAGGCGCGGCCGCUGCUGCUGUGGGGGGGCGCGGGCGGCGGGGGCGCGCCCGGCAUCAUGCCGCCGCCCGCGCUGCCCGUUCGCCGGUCCUCGCUCAUAGUGCCCGACCCACACUCGCCGCUCGGCCUUAAAAGCGAGGUGCCGGACGAGUCGAGCCAACAGUCGCUGGUGGAACAGGAGGAGUCGUGCGGCGCGGAGGGACCCGAGCCUCUUCUGCCGGCGUCUCUCCCCGCCGUCGACCUUCGCCUCAAGACCGAGGCCUCGCGUGACUCCCCCGCAGCCAUAUUUAAUUCCGACGAUAACGGCGGUCAAAUUUACGUCGACCCUCCCAUAAUGCCGAUGGCGUCUAUGGAUCCCAUGAGGCAGCUGAUGUCCGCGAAGAGGUCUAUGGACUCGCUCGAGACUGAUAUGAAAGUGCUCAAUCCCGACAUCAUGAUGAGAGACUCGAAUAUGCAAUCGCCGAACGAGCAAAGACUGAUCGUCUAUAAUCAGAUGCAACCGAACAGGCCCCAGGAAACAUACAACCCUUUCGGUGCCAUCACCAAAAUGGAGAUGGGCGCGACGCAAAUCGAACAAAGACUGGCCCAGCAGAGUGCUCACAUGGAGGCUUUGGUGGAAGAUGCUAUGAAGGCAACGGCGGCUAUACUUCCGGCCGAUGCGGCGAAACUCGACGAGCUGGUCAACUCCAGGGUGGACGAUCACCUAUCUGGUUCGACCACCUCGUCUUCCACGGCGUCCCAUGCGUCAGACGUCAUCCUAAGUCCGAACGCGGCAGUCGUCUCGCGAAACUCGAACGCGGAUCUCCUUCCCCCGAUGCCGGCGUCGGCGAUAUCGCCCGACGUGAUCCUCAACCCACAAGUGUCGCCGAGCUUGCUGUGCGACAACAACCAGCGCAUAGUGCUCCCGGCUGGCGGGUCGCAGGACGAGCUGAUGAUGAUGCCGGACAUCCCGCAGUCGGUGAAGACGCCGCCGGCCGCCGUCAAGUCGAUGAUACUGAAUGCGGCGGCCGAGAUCCUGACGUCGGACACGACGAUGAACGCGCUGGUGACGUCCGCCAUCAACACGGCGAACAUCCUGAGCACGGGCACGUCCGAGAGCGCGGGCGGCGCCGCCAUGCAGGCGGCCGACACGCAGCCGCCCGCCGAGCAGGCCUCGGACACGCCGCUCGUGGCCAUGUCACAGGCCGUGUCGCAGGCCGUCACGCAGGCCGUGUCGCAGGCCGUCUCGCAGGCCGUGUCACAGGCCGUUUCCCAGGAGAUGACCGCGCCGGUUCAGGGCCUCACCGACAUGAGUGACCAGGACCUCCUCUCCUACAUAAACCCCAGCACCUUCGACCAGGUUUAA
Messenger RNA from Parnassius apollo (apollo), 3054 nucleotides. NCBI's taxonomy places the organism in Eukaryota, Metazoa, Arthropoda, Insecta, Lepidoptera, Papilionidae. The record is from the annotation of a GenBank genome assembly.